Molecule: messenger RNA, 2891 nt
Organism: Serinus canaria (Common canary)
Lineage: Eukaryota; Metazoa; Chordata; Aves; Passeriformes; Fringillidae
Exons: 2
Coding region: 1959-2891 (310 amino acids)
Source: RefSeq, a predicted model, not a curated record
GAAGCCUGAAUGUGGUGGGUUUGUCCCAAAAUGAGCUGUAUUUCCUUACCUGGAGGUGGGAUGACACUGAAAUCAGAAAUGACAGCUGAUGUGUAUUUCACAACUGCAGGUUCAGCUCCACCAUCAUUGCCAGCAGUUACCAGCAGCUUCCAUCUCAGAGAUUAAAAUGAUGAUCAGCAGUGCCCAGGCUGAGCUGACCCCACCCGUCCCCAGCCCCUCCACCAAACUUACCUGGGAUGAAAGGCGUGGAAUGACAGGCACAGAGUGGAAUGACAGGCACAGAGUGCCAGAGCUGGCACAGAGGCUUCUUCUGCAGGCAUCUUGCUGGCUGUUUUAAGGUCUUCUGCCUCUAAGUGGCACCACGCUGGGUGAUUGAACACUUGCUGGAAUCUGUUCUACCUUUUAUUGUAAUGAUUUCUUACAGAGCUCCGACUUUCCAAACUCUGAACUUUCAAGAGUACUGCCUGGAUGUCAGAGCCCUUUUGUCAGAAAGACCAGAGCCUUCUGGAGAGAUGGGACCAAUACUACAGAAUCCCUUUGGAAAGCCACAGCUCUUAACCCUUCUCUGGGAAAGACUGAACUGGAGUUUUUUUGAGAAGGCUGUCACAUCCCUGGGAUUUGUGAUGGCAGGGAUUCAAAAGAGAGCCAGGCAGAUCUUCCCUGGUGUGAACUGCCAGAGGGUCACACUGAAUUGCACCCAUCCAUGACCUGGCUUAUGGUUUUGUAUGUGCUUAAAAUAACGAGGCCCAGACUGUCUCAUUUGCAGCUUCUGCUCAGAAAGCAGGAAAAAAUUUGGGAGAGGGAAGAGGGUGUCCCAGAAAGGAGGAGUCCAACCUCCAAACACACACAGUUAGCCUGGGAGCCCUGAAACUGCUGGAGCAAACUGCACUCCUCAAAGCAGCCAUGCAGCACAAGGGACAUUGCGCUUUUUAAAGCAGCAGAAAGAAAUCUCUCAGUGCCAUAAGGGUCUCAUAAUGCUAAAAUAUUUAGAUAUUCAACCAUCUACCGUGAAAUCUGCCUUUGCUUACUACGUUAUCCUCACACAUCUUGCAGAGUUCCAGGCUUUGCCCUCCUUUAAAAUGCAGUGAUGUUGUCCUGUCCCUACAUCCUAAAAGCAAAUCCACAGCCCAAACUCUACAGCUCACAGCAACAACCACCAAGAAAAUCACUGACACUUUAGGAGGCUCAGAAAAAAAGUCCACCAAGAGGAAAGUUUUUCUGUAUUUGAGGGAAGGUUGUCAGGACAGUAAUAUAGUACUGUGAGAGUGAAGACUGGGAGAUUUAUGUGCCAAUUCUGUGCAUGAUUUAUUUAGAUUAAUUGCUCUGUAUCAAUAUGUAAAAAUCCAAUAAAUAUAACUCCCUAUACAAAGGGCUGCUCCAAUCCCAAUGUUACAGUGGAGAGUUUUGGCACAAAGUCAGGAUGUGCAUUAAAAACACACUUUUUGAGAAGUCUAAUAAAUAAAAGCUCUGAAAUAUAGUUUCCCACUGGGAAAGGCAUUUUAAAUCAUUUUGAUAAAGAACUUAAAUUAGCCCUUAAAAGGAGGGGGAAGCUAGGUCCCUGUAACUAAUUAUUUAUAGCUAUUUUGAAUAUAAGAGCUCAAGAAAGCUGGUCUCUGUCCCCCAUUUUCUACCACAAUAAGUGGAAAAGAAAAAGCCAUUCUCCUCUCUUCCCCAACACAAUUAAAAGUGUUGGAAGGGCGAGGAGUAAAACAAAAUUCAAAUAGGAAACAGGCACCUGAACGAGGAAGCUUCACAUUUUCUGCCAAAAUAAAAGAUGUGGGCAGGAGAUGGGUCUUCAGUUCUCCUCUGCCUUACUCGAGGGAACUGGGCUCUUAACUCACUCCAACAUCCCAAAGAAGGAAUAUACUACAUUUGUUAAACACCAGCAGGAAUGUUUUUAGAAGGAAAUAAACAUCUGAAUAGCCCCAGUCUCUCUGAAAGUCAAAGCAAUUUAGAGAAUGCACAGCAGUCAGGAUUGCUGGGGACUUCAGCUUCUGAGUCACUUUGGUGCUCCUGAGUCUGUUACCCAAAAGCAGAGCUGGCUCAAAAGCACAGUGCCUGUGCUGGGGUUUCCUGCUGCUGUGGUUGUACCUGUCAGGCUUCCCACCGAGGUUACUGAGCUAUUAAUCUUGGACAGAAAGCAGCAUUGCCCUCUCCUUCUCAGCAGAUUGAUUCUCCCCCAGCUCCCUUCUCUUGCCGAGCAUGGGCGUCUCCCAGGACUCUGCCAAAGGAGAAGUUCAUCCUCUGCUCCGUCAGGAGGGUUUCCCUCUGAGCCUGAGUUCAUUCCUCUCUUUAGACCAGGCAUUCACACCUGUUUUGUUGCAGGGCUCAGGGAGGUUUUCUACAGAACUUGCAGGCCCAGGAGGUCACUAAGAGGUGGCAUUUUGAUAAAGGAGAGAAAGAAAGAUGUGCUUUGGAAAAAAGGGAGAGGCUCUUUGGGUCCAGAGUUUGACAGAGCCUACAUUUGGGUUGGCUGUGUGGCCAGAUCUUCAUGGGAAACACAAACACACCUUUCACUGAUCAGGACCAAGUCUUUUAGUGUCUUCCAAGACAAACUUUCACGCCAGAUGAGAUUCCAGACCUCUUUGCCAGCUUCCAGUCCUCCAGAACCACCACCAGCACAUCCAGGCGUGUCCUGUGAGGUCAGAAAGAGCAGAAGAGCUCAACCACAAAUCAGCAGUGCCCAGUCCUUCUAUCCAAAGCCAGCACAGAAAUAUGUGGCCAGGUUUUCAAAAGAGCUCAACAGCUUGAGGGCUUUGUUGAACGUCUGUCUGCAAACACAACAGUGGGAACUGCAAGAUGCAGCUCUGGAAAUCUGGCCCAGGCUGGGACUGCUCAAAAAACUGGCCAUGAACGUCUCUGAAAAUGCCAUGAAAUGUCCUGUGCUAUGA